AUGCUCGAGACCGACCCCCUGACCCUGGGGAAGAGCCACAGCUUCCUGGAGCGAGGCAGCAGGCCCACUUCGAAGUUCAGGUUUUGGCGGGACGUCGUGGAGAGGCACAAGGCCAUGAGCGCCAUGUUCGAGUCCAUGUGGGAUCCCGCCGUAUGGGUGGUGGGUCCUCACGUGUUCAUCCUCUGCGCAUUCGGGAUCAUCGGAGUCGCGGGCACGGUGGAGGGCGCCAAGCAGCAGAACCCUGCAGCUGCGGGCGUGUGGCUGACCCUGUCGCUGGUCGCCAUCGUCGCGACGAAGCAGCUGCUGCAGAGGACCGAUGGCCUACGUGACCGAGAUGUGCUCGUCCGUGUCCUUGCUUCAGAGGAGCGUCUUUUCGCUGGUCAUCUCGCGGUGUGGCGAGUGCCCAUGGGGUACUGA
Prorocentrum cordatum is the source of this 417-nucleotide messenger RNA. The record is from the annotation of a GenBank genome assembly. Lineage: Eukaryota; Dinophyceae; Prorocentrales; Prorocentraceae.